AUGCCAUUCCACACCAGACCCUCCAGCAGUCUCUUUGCCCGGCCAGGGCAAGCAGAAGAAGAAGAAUCAGAUGAUGAUGCAUUCUACAGACCGCCCAGAAGAAAACCACCAACACAACAACAGAGACGAGAAACGGUGGAGUUUUCCGAAUCAUCAGAACCAGCAGUUGGGCAGCAGCAGCAGCAGAGUCCUCGAGUGCCUCGACCAAAACCAGAGGCAGCCAAGAUGGAUCGAUACAACAACAAUGUCAAUAAAAGAAGAGGAGAUUAUUACGAUGAGGAUGACGACGACGAAUUCGAAUAUUAUGAUGAUGAUGAUGAAGAAUAUUAUGAUGCCGAUGAUGAGGAAGAAUCUGGUGGAAACUAUUGGACCAAUCCACCAGCACGGUAUGAUCCGAUUCGACCAUCAUCAUCUGCACGUCCCACACAACGAGUACCAGGGGCCAAUGAGCCACCCAGAACAAGAACAAGACCUAGGAGAGAUACUCGACAACCAUCCUCAAGAUCUAGAAGAAGAGCUACAUUCCGAUCCGGAACACCCCCUCCUCCCCCUGUCGUUGGUGACUUUUACAAACAACUAUUCUGGUAUGGCUUUGACCCGGAUGAGGCGUCGUCGCCAGCGGAUAAGACUAUGUUUGGGGGCACCAAAGGAAAGUUCAAUGGAUUGGCCUUCCUGUUCGACGAUGCACUAGAUCCCGCUGGAAGAAUGGACAAACCAAAGAAACGGCGGCGUUACUAUGAUGAUGACGACAGCUACGAUUACGACGACGAUUUUGACUAUUACUACGAUGAUGAUGUUGUUGAUGGUGUGAAAGAAGAUAGUUUCAAUGACAUUUAUGACCGUGUCUCUACAAGAGAUGGCGAUGGAGGAGGUGGCAUGGAGCCUCCCAGCGAUGAAAGGUUAGAAGACGAUAUUGAUGAUUAUGAUGAUACUCUUCUUCCAGAAACACACAAAUCCAUGCCUAACGACAAGCAUUAUUUUGUUACGCCCCCAAAUGAUCAACCCAGACCCUUUCUGGAGCAGAAUCUCAAAGAGGAGUUCCGAGAACCCGUCAGACCCAGUCAGGUCCCCGGACCAAGGAGAAAACGGCGUCCUCGAAAGAGUCCCUGGGAAGACGACGCAGAGUACGACAAUGAUGAAUCCUACUAUGAUGAUGGUUAUCGAUCAAGGUCGCGUCGAGGAGGAGACGAUUGGGCUUAUGAAAAGGUAUCCGAUUGGUUUCGUGAUGAUGAUACGAGAGACGACUUUGAGCAGUCCCGUAGUCCCAGAGACAGAAGACGGCCCCGCAACCAGCAAUCAUCUUCCCCAUGGAAAUCACCGUUCGAUGUUGUUGGAGACUUUCUUCGCGGAAACAACGAGGAAAACGACUACAAAGCCGCCGAGUACGACAGACAAAUGGGCAUAAAGAAGAAUGGGGCGAAUGCAAGGAAUGGGCAGCGUCGACCUCGGCGGGAACGACGUGGUAGAGGCUAUGCUUACCGCUACGAUGUCAGUGUAGAGGACUACAAUGCCAUUGUAGAUGCAGAUGUCAUUUCAGAAUCUGAUGCAGACGACAAACCAAGAGAUGUGAACGCCCAAGAUGCAGAAAGAGAAGGGGACUUCGUCGUCGAGGACAAACAAACUCAAGGCGUUACGCCAAAAGCAAAUGGAAAGUCGCAAGAUCAGAGGGCACAGAAACAGAAGAGCAGGGAUGAGCGAGCCUUGGCGGUGGAACGAAUCCCUCCAAAUGUGCCUGCAUGGGGCCCUUCAGGCAGUCUUGGAAUCAGUGCACGCAUGAAAGCAUACGAAGAUGCUCUAGACGACAUUGCACAAGCUCGAAACAGAUUGGAGGAGCGAAAGAAAGAAGAGCAACAAGCAAAGGACGACAUUAUCAUUUUGAAGGUUGAUAUGGGCGUGAAGAAACGACGGCUAGCAGCAAGCGAAAGAAAAUCAGAAAAGCUUAGGGAGACAAUCCGUGACAUGGAGAUGGAUGUCGAAGAAGCGUCUAGAUGCCUACGAAUAGCCAACGACAAGGUCCGAUUUGCCCAAGAGCGUCUAUCUGACAUGGAAUACCGUCACCGAGAAGUUUUGAGUGUAAUCAAUCCGUCAAAGGCCGAGGAAGGAGUCGCAGAGGCUUUCUUGGAGUUACAACAGACUGACCCAGCGGCGCGAUUGCAGCAACGAAGAACUGACGGUGCCGGUGAUGCGAGAGACGGUGACAGCUAA
This is a messenger RNA of Seminavis robusta, 2205 nucleotides long. NCBI's taxonomy places the organism in Eukaryota, Bacillariophyta, Bacillariophyceae, Naviculales, Naviculaceae. The record is from the annotation of a GenBank genome assembly.